Molecule: messenger RNA, 1359 nt
Organism: Hypoxylon fragiforme
Lineage: Eukaryota; Fungi; Ascomycota; Sordariomycetes; Xylariales; Hypoxylaceae
Product: WD40 repeat-like protein
Exons: 4
Coding region: 160-1068 (302 amino acids)
Biological process (GO): positive regulation of TOR signaling; protein import into nucleus; COPII-coated vesicle budding
Cellular component (GO): COPII vesicle coat; nuclear pore outer ring
Molecular function (GO): structural molecule activity; protein binding
Source: RefSeq, a predicted model, not a curated record
GUACACAUUUGUGAGCUUUAGACUUGCUUGCCUGAGCUGCCAACUUGAAGGGACAAGCCGAAUUGACCUUUUUUCGCCAGCGUAACCACCUUGGUAUUCAUACAUUACAGAUACCAGACGUCCUCACAAGUUCAUACUCUACCACUACUUCUUUACAAGAUGGCGCAAGUAAUAACCAACUCUGGUCACGACGACAUGAUUCACGAUGCCGUUCUUGACUACUACGGCCGACGGCUCGCAACAUGUUCCUCGGAUAAGACGAUCAAGAUUUUCGAGAUAGAAGGCGAGUCUCAACGACUCACAGAAACAUUAAAAGGUCACGAAGGUGCGGUCUGGUGUGUUUCGUGGGCGCACCCUAAAUACGGCAACAUUCUUGCUUCGGCAGGCUACGACGGCAAGGUCUUUAUUUGGCGCGAGCAGUCCAACCAAUGGCAAAGAAUCUUCGAUUUUGCCCUCCACAAGGCCUCGGUGAACAUGGUCGCAUGGUCACCCCACGAAUCUGGCUGCCUCCUUGCCUGCGCCUCAUCCGACGGAAACGUUUCCGUUCUCGAGUUUAAGGACAACAACUUUUCUCAUGUCUCCUUCCCGGCGCAUGGCCUUGGUGUGAACUCGGUUUCCUGGGCACCUGCGACAACACCUGGCAGUAUCGUUUCUUCGGCACCAUCAGGACCUGGUGCUCUUGGCCAACGUCGCUUUGUCACGGGAGGCUGCGACAAUGUGCUAAAGUUGUGGGCUUAUGAUCCUGCUAGUCAGGGCUACAAGCAAGAGAGGGAGCCUCUAGCAGGCCACACGGAUUGGGUGCGAGACGUGGCAUGGAGCCCGACAGUAUUGCAAAAGAGCUACAUCGCGUCGGCGUCACAAGACAAGACGGUACGAAUUUGGACGAGCGACAAUACGAGCCAAGGCCAGUGGUCUUGCAAAGUCCUGAACUUCGAGGCUGAGGUCUGGCGGGUUAGCUGGAGCUUGAGCGGGAACGUGUUGGCCGUUAGCGGCGGCGACAACAAGGUUUCGUUAUGGAAAGAGAACCUGCGGGGUGAGUGGGAGUGUGUUAAGACCAUGGAAGAAUAGUCACUAAGCCCGUCGUAUGGGAGGUGUAUUGAUGACGGGGUUGAGGAUGACUGACGAAGCCCGGCGUUCACAAGUAGAUGGGGAUACUGAUUCGGUAGGACUACUGGUCAAUGAAAAAGAAAAUGGCAGCCCUGGAGAGUAACCUGAAUUCUAUAGCUACAAGAGCCACUACGAAAAUCAAUGUGAUAUCUUACAACGGUUACCUGCUUACCUAUUUACCUAAGGUGUAAUAUCAACUUAUUACCUGUAGCCCUCAUCGUUUUGAAAGACGCCAGUAUAUAUUACUGAGAU